AUGGCCGAGGCCCUGACUGUGCCCCMCGCUCAGGGGGUGGCACCCACCGUGUCCCCUCUGGCUCCUUUGCCCGCUGCCACCGUCACCGCUGUCACCGCUGUCACCACCGCUACCAUCAUCACCAUCACCGCCACCACCACCACCACGGCCACUGCCGCCAUCCGGGCCACCCACUGUCCCCAUGGCAACGAGCUGCCGGUGCUGGCUCCUUGCCGCGAUCCCCCCGCCGCACGGUGCAGCCCCCCGGCCUCGGCUGCUGAGUCACGGGUGGGAGCGCCCCCCUCUCCCCCAGCCCCCCGAAAUUUGUUUGGGGGCGCGCUGAGCCUGUCCCUCCCCAGGGGGGCUUUCUCGGUGGUCCGGCGCUGCGUCAAGCUCUGCACUGGCCAUGAGUACGCUGCCAAGAUCAUCAACACCAAAAAGCUYUCAGCCAGAGACCACCAGAAGCUGGAGCGCGAGGCGCGGAUCUGCCGGCUGCUCAAGCACUCCAACAUCGUGCGGCUCCACGACAGCAUCUCCGAGGAGGGGUUCCAUUACCUUGUCUUUGACCUGGUGACGGGUGGCGAGCUCUUCGAGGACAUCGUGGCGCGGGAGUACUACAGCGAGGCUGAUGCCAGUCACUGUGUCCAUGAGCUCUUUGCCCGCGUUCCUCCCACCCAUCACUUUGCCCCUGAGCAGAGGGAGCCGCAGGGAAGUCGCCCCCUUCCCCCACACCCCCGCUCCCCCAGCCAGGCGGGGCCCCCCUUCACCCCCAUUUCAGGGGUCAUCCUGUACAUCCUGCUGGUGGGCUACCCGCCGUUCUGGGACGAGGACCAGCACAAACUCUACCAACAAAUCAAGGCCGGGGCAUACGAUUUCCCUUCGCCCGAGUGGGACACGGUCACCCCCGAAGCGAAAAACCUCAUCAAUCAGAUGCUGACCAUCAACCCUGCCAAGCGCAUCACAGCCCACGAGGCCCUCAAGCACCCGUGGGUCUGCCAACGUUCCACCGUGGCCUCCAUGAUGCACAGGCAGGAGACGGUGGAGUGCUUGAAAAAGUUCAACGCCCGGAGGAAGCUCAAGGGUGCCAUCCUCACCACCAUGUUGGCCACCAGGAACUUCUCAGUGGGCAGACAGACCACCGCUCCUCCCACCAUGUCGGCGGCCGCUGCCGGGGCCCCGCUGGGGCUGGUGGAACAAGCAGCUAAGAGCUUACUGAACAAGAAGGCAGACGGUGUGAAGCCCCAGACCAACAGCACCAAAGGCAGCGCCGGCGUCACCAGCCCCAAGGGGACCCUCCCACCCACCGCUCUGGAGCCUCAAACUACCGUAAUUCAUAACCCYGCGGACGGCACCAAGGAGUCCUCCGACAGCACCAACACCACCAUUGAGGACGAGGACACCAAAGCCCGCAAGCAGGAGAUCAUCAAGAUCACGGAGCAGCUCAUCGAGGCCGUCAACAACGGCGACUUCGAGGCCUACGCGUGAGUGGGGCGG
This is a messenger RNA of Malurus melanocephalus (red-backed fairy wren), 1473 nucleotides long. RefSeq names its product calcium/calmodulin dependent protein kinase II beta (gene CAMK2B). NCBI's taxonomy places the organism in Eukaryota, Metazoa, Chordata, Aves, Passeriformes, Maluridae. Gene Ontology annotation, cellular component: cytoplasm; neuron projection. Gene Ontology annotation, biological process: protein phosphorylation. Gene Ontology annotation, molecular function: ATP binding; calcium/calmodulin-dependent protein kinase activity; calmodulin binding. The record is from RefSeq and is a predicted model, not a curated record. The transcript has 18 exons. Bases 1 to 1464 code for a protein of 487 amino acids.